AUGAAGUUCGCUACCAUCCUCGCUACUGUUUCCCUGUGUGCGCUGGCCGCCUCCGCUCCCUUACCGGCGGAAUCUCGUCGAGGACUGAUUCCCAAGCCGAUGGAUCUUGUUGAGAAGAUGUCUCCGAAUUCUGGAAUCCCCAGACUUGCUGGAAAGCUUACAAAGGCGCUGGGUGUUUUGGCCCGACUAGGCCAAUCAAGGGAUGAGAUCUUAUACCAUGGUGUACCUUCUAAAUGA
This is a messenger RNA of Penicillium oxalicum, 237 nucleotides long. RefSeq lists its product as uncharacterized. The record is from RefSeq and is a predicted model, not a curated record. The coding region runs from base 1 to 237 and encodes 78 amino acids. The transcript is spliced from 2 exons. NCBI's taxonomy places the organism in Eukaryota, Fungi, Ascomycota, Eurotiomycetes, Eurotiales, Aspergillaceae.